CUUCAUCACCCUCGCCGUGCCUCCAUCGCUCACUCUUCGAUUUUCUACCUUGAUCGUGGAGAGGCUCAAUAAUUGCUCAGGGCUGUGAGGCCUCGUCUCUUCUCGCUGCCUCGUCGACCAUCACUGACACUGUACUUGUUCUUUGAGAGCAGGCGCCUGAUGUAUCAGAUCCACCGCUCAAAUCAAUGACAGAACAAACCUCAUGCUGCCGGGAAGGGCAUCUUACCACCUCUUCAUGGGAACAGUAUUUGUAGCAUAAUAUUCUAUACGAAGACUGUGGACGCAAAUUCCAUCGAAGGUUGUGAGAAGACAACAGGCGAGUUACUACUCUUCAAUUUCCUCGCAUUCAAGCGUUUGAUCAAUGGAUAAAGUCCCAGGAUCUGGACGUUCCACAGCAUCCCCUCGAGAUGGCGCCCGGCCUGGAGACAACAGGGGGGAGUUCAGAGUUCGUGUCCACGAUCAUGAUGAGCACUCAUUCGAGCCAACGCCUGAAGUACCUCAGAAGCCUCAACCAUUCAUCCCUCGGAAGCACAGGUAUUUCCCCAUUGCAGUGCCAGUGAUAAUGGUGGGUAGCAUCGUCGUCUUCAUCAUGAUGAUGUUAUACAACGACUGUCCGAAACAUAUAGCACCUGGGGAGAAGUGUGUGGGUGAAUGGUUGAAGCCCUUGUCUUUUCAACCCUGGGACGAGAAUCCAAUGCUCGGACCUCGCUGGCGAGCGAUUAUGAAAUGGGGUGGGGUUGAGAGCUCUCUAGUGACGAAGAAGAAAGAAGGCUGGCGCCUCCUUUCGUCCAUAGCUGUCAAUGGAGGAGUUCUUCAGCUCAUUAUGAAUCUGAUAGCGCUUCUCAUUGUUGGGCUCCGGAUGGAACUCUAUUUUUGGUUUUUCAAAGUCGGUAUCAUUUACACAAUGUCCGGUUUCGGAGGCAACGUGCUGUCUACCCUCUUCAUUCAGAAUCAGUUGUUCGUUUCGGCAUCGGCCGCGCUGCUGGGCUUGAUUGGGGCUAGCUUUGCCGAUAUAUUCAUCAAUUGGGAUGUGGUUGAGCGGAAGGCGCUCAAGUUUGUGGACUUAAUUGUCUUCGGGCUCAUUAGCUUUGGCUUCGGGUUGAUGCCACAGGUUGACAAUUUCGCGAAUGUAGGUGGCCUCUUCACAGGAUUUUGCCUGGGCUUCGUUUUCCUGUUGCGUCCCCAGAGAGGAUAUAAGGAUACCAGGCACUUGUCGCAGUUGGAAGCUUUCAUCGUAAACAACCAAGAUCCCGACCUCCCCCCCGUGAAAAUGCACAAUAAGAGACAACGAGUGAUGCAACUGCUUGCCGGACUUCUGCUCGUGGGUUUGCUGGCCGCCGGCACUGUCCUGCUAUUCCUCGAGGUCAAGGUCAACAAGGGUUGCUCCUGGUGCCAUUAUGCUGCGUGCGUGCCUAAUUUGAAAUGGACCUGCCCCAGGCUCGCCCCUUAAGCAUAAUUCUGAGUUGGAGACGACGGGCUGUCAAUCAUCCGACGAACUCCAGUUUCUCCACUGGAUCUCCAUCGCUCUGGAUCGUCGAAAUUUUCUCGAUCUGUCCAGGAAAGAUCACGACAAAAUAAAUCUGUUGAAAAACUAGAAUUCAAGUAUCUAUAGCUGGGUAUGAGAAUGGAUUGUGGUAAGCGUUGUCAAUACUCUCCACAUGGAUCCUUUCGUGAACUGUCAAGACACGACGAGCAUAUCUCUGAGCUUGGUAUUGUGUAUUCAGAUAGGCAUGGAGUUCGCAGCGGCGUGAAGGUGCCAUCGCUGGUUUCGUGUGAGGGGAAGGUUUUUUCUUAAAACAAACACUGUCGCGGUAGUGUAUCGACAUAUUUUUUUCUGGAGAGAACGAUGCCUGUAGCAAUAGUUGAAAUCGAUUAUGUACCCUGUAAUUAAGCGGGAAAAUCCGUGUUUUUUCUAAAGUUGCAGAACCUGUGAGGUGCUCCGAACGCCCAUUUCGUCCCCUUCCAGUAAAUGCUGGGCACCCAGGCUUGUGAUGGUCGUGAGUAGCAUAGCUUCCGCCAUCGUCCGCUAUUCAGACUCAGUCGUUGCAGUGCAAUCGCAUUAUGACAGACAUUAAAACGAUUGCGCCGGAAGCAAAUUACCAAGAAUUAACCUCAAAUGUAAAAUCUCAAUAUGGUUACGAACAUGUCUGAUGGGAUAUUCCCAUACACUAUUUCUUCAACGAACCCUUCUCCUGCAUUUCAGCUUAAACUGCAGCCACCUCAAGAUGUUCCAAUAAUAACUAGUUAGCCAGAAGUAACAUAGAGGUGGAAAGAAACUUGUGUAAGAACCGCAGUGAUCAUGUAAUAUCAAUUCCUAAGUAGCUUCUUUUGUCUACUUCAAACUUAAAUAAAAUCUAUCAUUGUUUC
Molecule: messenger RNA, 2367 nt
Organism: Physcomitrium patens
Lineage: Eukaryota; Viridiplantae; Streptophyta; Bryopsida; Funariales; Funariaceae
Product: RHOMBOID-like protein 2
Biological process (GO): proteolysis
Cellular component (GO): membrane
Molecular function (GO): serine-type endopeptidase activity
Source: RefSeq, a predicted model, not a curated record